CAUUGGGUAAAAGACCAGUAUGGUUGAUAUGUCCAAGAUGUAAAUUAUUAGUAAUGACAAGAGUUAAAGAAGAAAUAUCAUCUACUGCUUAUAUAUGCUGUAUGUUGAUGAUAGUUAUUGGGUGUUUCUUUUGUUCGUGUCUGCCGUUAUGCAUGGAUAACUUUAAGAACAAAAGACAUUCAUGUCCAAGUUGCAAUGCAUUCAUUGGACUUUACAAACCAUCAUAAGCCAAUAAGUAAUAAUAUUAUUAACUGAAAAUUUAACCAAGCAUGCAAACUGCAAGCUUA
Molecule: messenger RNA, 287 nt
Organism: Acyrthosiphon pisum (pea aphid)
Lineage: Eukaryota; Metazoa; Arthropoda; Insecta; Hemiptera; Aphididae
Product: lipopolysaccharide-induced tumor necrosis factor-alpha factor homolog
Exons: 2
Coding region: 54-227 (57 amino acids)
Molecular function (GO): zinc ion binding
Source: RefSeq, a predicted model, not a curated record